This is a messenger RNA of Schizophyllum commune H4-8, 2068 nucleotides long. Its product is annotated as aldehyde dehydrogenase. Bases 100 to 1698 code for a protein of 532 amino acids. Lineage: Eukaryota; Fungi; Basidiomycota; Agaricomycetes; Agaricales; Schizophyllaceae. The record is from RefSeq and is a predicted model, not a curated record. The transcript has 15 exons. Gene Ontology annotation, molecular function: aldehyde dehydrogenase (NAD+) activity.
CCUCCAUCUCGCAUUUGCACCCUCAUUUGACUCGGGGCACUCUCACGACGAUCUAUACCUCUUGGAUACACUCGGUUCCUGUCCUCAGGUCCAACCAUCAUGCUCUGCUCUCGAACGAAGGUCGUGAGCCGUCUGCGCGUCGCGCGAUGCCUGUCGACGCGGGCAUCGAACGUGCUUUCGCCGCUCGGAAUCCAGGGAGGGUCCGCGCUGUCCGGAUUAUAUGAUGGCUCGUGGCGCGGUUCUGGGGAGACGAUCGUGUCGAAGUGCCCGACCACGGGCGAGACGCUGGCGGAGGUUGUGACGCCUACCCCGGCUGAGUUCCACGAAGCGCUUGGGAAGACGAAUGAAGCGUCUGUGUUCUGGAGGGAUGUUCCUGCACCAAGACGCGGUGAGAUCUUGCGGCAGAUUCGGGAGGCUCUGGCGGCCAAGCGCGAUGCUCUCGGGCAGCUCGUAUCGUUGGAGAUGGGCAAGAUCAAGACUGAGGGCAUCGGGGAAGUACAGGAAUUUGUCGACAUCUGCGACUACGGUGUUGGUCUUUCCCGGAUGAUGAAUGGUCGGUACAUAGCGUCUGAGCGACCGGGGCACACCAUCCUCGAAGUGCCAAAUCCCCUCGGAGUUGUUGGCGUGCUGACAGCCUUCAACUUCCCUGUUGCCGUCUACGGCUGGAACCUGUCGCUCUCGCUCGUCGCCGGUAACGCCACAAUUUGGAAGCCUUCACCGACGACUCCGCUAUGUGCUAUCGCCACCACGAGGAUCGUCGCGGAUGUGCUAGAGAAGAAUGGCCUGCCAGGUGCAAUCGCCAGUCUUGCCGUUGGUGGUCAGGACGUCGGUGAGGCUAUUGUAGAGAGCGGUGAUGUUCCUCUCGUGUCGUUCACUGGCAGCGAACGUGUCGGACGCAUCGUUGGCAAGAAUGUGAUGUCUAGAUUCGGGAAGACCAUCCUAGAACUUGGUGGCAACAAUGCCUCCGUCGUCAUGGCGGACGCCGACCUCAACCUCGCCGUCCCUGCCGUGUUCUUCGGCGCGGUCGGGACCGCCGGGCAGCGUUGCACCUCCACGCGGCGCCUUUACGUGCAGCGCGGGAUUGCGAACGAGUUCAUCGAGCGCCUGGCGAAAGCAUACAAGUCCAUCAAGCCUGGUGACCCGCUCGUCGAUGGCACGCUCCUUGGCCCUCUGCACACCCAGAGUGCUGUGGCGACGUACGCUGACACGGUUGCGCAUCUGCGCUCCAUCAACGCGGAUGUUGUGUGCGGUGGGAGCAAGUACGCGGACGCGCCGUUCGAGGCGGGCAAUUUUGUGGAGCCCACGAUUGCCAUUCCGAGGUCGGUCGACACGAAGGACCGUAUUUGGGCGACGGAGACGUUCGCGCCCAUCCUGAACGUCGCCGUCUUCGACGAGUUGGACGAAGCCAUCCAGUGGAACAAUGCCGUUCCUCAGGGCCUUUCCUCGUCACUUUGGACCAGGGAUAUCCGUAAUGUCGGCCGCUGGAUUGGCCCGUCGGGUUCCGACGCGGGGAUCGUGAACGUCAAUGUGGGAACCAGCGGCGCGGAAAUCGGUGCUGCCUUCGGAGGGAACAAGAGCACUGGAUGGGGUCGUGAGUCUGGCGGUGACGCUUGGAAGCAGUACGUGCGCUGGAGCGCGUGCACUGUAAACUUCUCGGACGCUGCGCCACUAGCGCAAGGCGUGAACUUCUCUGCGUAAGGGCUAUGCGCGACCGCGUCGCUGCAUCGACGGUCGGGAAGCUAGCGCUUUCUGAGCGCGGUCGGAUGGGCCAACGAGCAACGCGUCGCUCCCGAGGUAGGUGUUCUACCCAAGUCCGCCUCGACUUGAAGCGUCGGAGCAGGAGGUACUGCUCGGCCACCUACGCAAACGGCGCGUCAUGCCAUGCCAGGCCCCGGAACAAUUGCGGCGGCAAACCAAGUUUACCGUACAUUGAGAAGACAGUAGCAAGUCGAGCACCUAAGCACAACUGUAACUAUAAAGAAUGAGAGCAGACACUCACAAUUGCCUGCCUGGACAGGCGUGCGCCGGGCGUUCGGGCAGACUGCCGCUGAUGUCCGCUGGAGCGCGA